Molecule: messenger RNA, 2773 nt
Organism: Gastrolobium bilobum
Lineage: Eukaryota; Viridiplantae; Streptophyta; Magnoliopsida; Fabales; Fabaceae
Product: probable protein S-acyltransferase 19
Exons: 9
Coding region: 60-2270 (736 amino acids)
Biological process (GO): protein targeting to membrane; peptidyl-L-cysteine S-palmitoylation
Cellular component (GO): Golgi apparatus; endoplasmic reticulum
Molecular function (GO): protein-cysteine S-palmitoyltransferase activity
Source: RefSeq, a predicted model, not a curated record
GGAACUGGAAGUGAACAAGCUGGUGCGCGCGCUUUGAGAGAAAUCUGAAUUGAGUAGAUAUGGUGAGAAAAAAUGGAUGGCAAUUACCUGCUCACACUUUUCAGGUUGUUGCAAUAACUGUAUUCUGCUUAUUGGUGAUUGCUUUCUAUGCUUUCCUUGCUCCCUUCAUUGGAGGCCAUAUAUUGGAAUACACCUUUAUUGCUGUUUACUCUCCUCUGGCGCUCAUUGUCUUCAUACUUUACAUCAGAUGUACUGCAAUUAACCCUGCGGAUCCAGGAAUUAUGUCUAAAUUUGACCCUAGAGUUGGAAAUAAGUUCACUUCUGCCCAUGGUUUAUUGGGGAAGCAUCAAGCUUCUGAACAUGAUGACAUUGCAGCAGGAGAACAUUCUUCCCCUUCAUCUGCUGUUUCCAAAAGCUCUAUGGCAAAUGUGAGCAAGAAAAGCUCUGUGGAAGAUCUUGACAGAGUAGAUAGUUCAAGGAAACAGAAUAACCGAAACUCAUGUGAUGUAAUUGGAGGAAUUUUCUGCAUAUUAUUUUCACAUGAAGAUUGUCGGAAACGGGAAGCAACAGCUGAUGAGCAGGGUGGUGGUGAAGAUGCUCUGUUCUGCACUUUGUGCAAUGCUGAGGUGCGCAAGUUCAGUAAACAUUGUAGAAGUUGUGAUAAAUGUGUUGAUGGCUUUGAUCACCAUUGUCGGUGGCUUAACAACUGUGUGGGUCACAAAAAUUACCAUUCUUUUAUUGCUCUCAUGGCCUUUAGUCUUACGUGGCUUGUUAUUGAAGCUGGAGUUGGUGUUGCUGUUUUAGUCCGUUUCUUUGUUAAGAAGAGAGGAAUGGAAUCUGAAAUCAUUGAUAGACUUGGAAAUGGAUUCUCUCGUCCCCCAUUUGCAGCAGUUGUGGUCGUAUGUACUGCAGUUUCUGUCUUGGCUUGUGUGCCUUUGGGUGAACUUUUCUUUUUCCACAUGAUACUAAUCAGGAAGGGCAUCACAACCUAUGAAUAUGUUGUAGCAAUGAGAGCCAUGAGUGAAGCACCUGCAGGGGCAUCUGUGGAUGAGGAUUUACCAAAUGUACUUUACUCUCCAUCAGGCUCUAACACAACUGGAUUGAGUGGAGGAAGUUCUUUGGGUUUGCAGUAUAAAGGGGCAUGGUGUACCCCUCCUAGGGUAUUCGUGGAUUAUCAGGAUGAAGUUGUGCCUCACUUGGAGCCUGGAAUGCUACCGUCAACUGUUGAUCCAGAUGCAGCUGGGAUUGCAGAAAGAGGACAAAAGAUGCCAAAAAGGCCUGUUCGUAUUAGUGCUUGGAAGCUUGCUAAGUUGGAUUCACAAGAGGCAAUGAAAGCAGCUGCAAAAGCCAGGGCAUCUUCUUCAGUUUUGCGACCUGUAGAUAAUCCCCGUCUACCAGAUCAAGAAUUAAGCUCUAGUGGCAACAUGAGCAUCAGAAGUAGUUUGAGCACGGAGACUGGAACUAAUAAAGAGAUAAAAUAUGAGUUGAGAUUGUCUCCAGUGAGAAAUUCUAUGGCUCCUAGUCAAGGAAGUCGUGAUGAGUAUGAAACUGGAACUCAUAGUAUGAGUAGUUUCAGUAGUCCAAGCCAUGUUCAAGAGGCAGUGUCUCUAAGCCCUCUUCCACAGGGCCACAGUUUGGGUGGCUUUAGGGCAGGUGCCUCAAUUCCUAGUCUGGUGCCUGAGCGUCCUUUACCUUCUAAUGCAACUUUGUCAAACUUGAGGAACCCAAUAUCUAACCCUUCUCUUGGAUUUGAUGGAAGAAUGGUGCCAAAGGGAGUCGGUAAUGAUCCGUUAUUGCUUUCAGCUUCUAGCACUUCUAUUCUAAGAGAGGUGAAACGGACAUCUGUUGUUUGGGAUCAAGAAGCUGGCAGAUAUGUGUCGGUCCCUUUAUUGCCCUCGGAAGCUCGAAAUAGGUCAUCCAUGCGAAUAGAAUUGCCAAAUUUAAAUGCUGAAACAAGCAGUAUUGGGAGAAAACCAAUGAUUCCUCCGCAGGAGUUAUCAUCAUCUGCACCCAAAUCUCCAGGGCAGCAUUCUCAGAAUCUGAUGUAUACAGGAGAUUCUAUCUUUUUUGGUGGUCCAUUUUUUAGUGUCCCUGUUAAGGAUGGUUUAAAAAAUGAAAGACAUUUGGGAUCAGCAGAGACCCAAGAUAGCACAGCAAUAAACUUACCCCAAGAGCCAAGAUAUAAAAGGGAUUCAUUAUCAAACCAGCUUCCCGUAUUUGUCCCCGGUGGUUUUGACAAUUCUCUUCAACCUCGGUCUAGCAUAAAUUAGCUGAAGAUGUUCCAAUGAGUCGGACAAAGUUUUUGUUGGAAUCAUAUGAACAGUGAAGGGGAAGGUUUUGAAAUUAAAAGGAUCUGGUAGACAUGAUGCUAGCCUUUCUGACCAUGCAAUUUCAAACUAUGGCGUACAACAUUUGGCUCCAAUAGCUGUGUAUGUUUGGGAUUUAUCUCAAUGCCACUGGACGUCUGAGAGAAUGAACAUCAUUGUUCCUUUUGCUUCACAUGCCUUGAGAAAUGUGAAUCUUCCGUUUUGCGGUAGAUGAAAUCUCAAAGCAGGUAGCACGUCAUUAAAGACGAGCCUCCUAAAUGGAUUUUAAUUUAUUACUGUACCUUUUGUUCCAUUAGAUACUAUCAUACUAAAAUUGUUCUUACCAUGCCAACAAAACAUUGUUUUGGUUCGUAGAUUGCUCUGUUCUCUCUUCUCUUCUAGUGUUUUAGAUCCUUUGCUAGAUUUUCUGCCACAUGCCACUUGCUUUAGGGUAUACAAGGCUCUUA